CCUAAACAAAUGGCCGAUACAACAGUACUCUUACCAGUACCAUUAGGACCGAUAACCAUAUUUAAAUAUGGACCAGGAUAAAAUUCGCAAUACUCAUAUGUGACAAAAUUGACGAGUUUCACUCGGACGAUGCUUCCAUAUGCAUAUCUUCAAAGAGGUUAGCAAAAGCAUAUAUCUUGAAAGGAUGGAAUUCAAUAACGCCAUUUUCGAUUUUGAAAACUUACUUUGAGUAAUCAGGAUUAUUUCUCCUUCGCUUUUCAGGCCUAUGGCCCUCCAUCGUAUAAUAAACCCAAGUUGACCUGAAUAUAAGUUGUAAUGAGCAAGUUCUGAACCUCCAAAAUAAUGUCUGGCGAUUUGAAUUCCUCAAGGGAGAAACAAAUCCUACAAAAGCAAGUUUUGGAUGAAUACACUAAAUUAGCUAGAAAUAUGGAUUCUCUUGCAAAAUUGUUGCACGAAAUGGUAUAUAAUCCUAGCAAUAAUAUCCUUGACUCUUUAAGAGAAUUAGAGAAAGAAAUCGGUUUGGUGCAUACAUUAUUUAAAGCAAGUGUUUGGGCCAUAUUGGCGGACCUGGAAACGCAAGAAACUAAAACAUAAGGAUGGUUGAUGUUUGAAAGUUAAGGUUAUAAUUCAAUUACAGAAAACCGAUUGCAUUUCUUGUACGAGUUUACCUAAAUCUAAGAAUGGACGGACAAUUGCCCAAUGUUCCAACUUUCACAUUGGAAAAAGAAGUCCGAUGAUAUACGCUCAUACGAAUCCUUUACGAAUCAUCGUUCUAACUCAAUUUUUAUUCUAUGAAAACAAAUAAGACGACGACAUUAAUGAGGAUUGCAUAGAUGACAGUUUCUGAAUAGUGACUUUCUUGAUUGGGUUCAUUCAUUUGACCUCUCGCAUUCCUUUAUUCUGUCUGCAAUUCUUCCAAGGAUCAUCAAAAUUUCCCAUUCUGACACACGUUACCCUUGAAAACCACUGAAACGAGACUUCUCUCUUUCUUGAGAUUAUAGGGUUUAUUUACUGUUCGUAUUUUUCCUAAUCUCAAUUUUAACAAAGGAUUUAUGAGCUUUCAUAGAAAGUAAUUUAAUUCUGUUUUUUUUUGUGUAAGUAAAUAUAGAAACG
Molecule: messenger RNA, 1113 nt
Organism: Schizosaccharomyces octosporus yFS286
Lineage: Eukaryota; Fungi; Ascomycota; Schizosaccharomycetes; Schizosaccharomycetales; Schizosaccharomycetaceae
Product: DASH complex subunit Dad3
Exons: 2
Coding region: 343-594 (83 amino acids)
Biological process (GO): attachment of spindle microtubules to kinetochore
Cellular component (GO): DASH complex; mitotic spindle
Source: RefSeq, a predicted model, not a curated record